GCCUCCUUCGCCGGACGGGCUCCAGCGCUUCGGGGCAGGGAGGGAGCCAAGCAGGCAGGCAGGCAAGGAGGCACGCAGGGGCCGGCAGCCGGCGCGGCUCGGGGGCUCAUGGAGCGCUGGAAGAACCGGGUGGCGUUGGUCACGGGCGCCUCGGUGGGCAUCGGAGCGGCCGUGGCUCGGGCGUUGGUGCAGCACGGGCUGAAAGUGGUGGGCUGCGCCCGGAGCGUGGACAAGAUCGAGAAGUUGGCAGCCGAGUGCGAGAGUGCAGGGUAUCCGGGCGUCCUCAUCCCGUAUAAGUGUGACCUCUCGGUGGAAGAGGAGAUUCUGUCCAUGUUCUCCGCCAUCAAGACUCUCCAUCAAGGCGUUGACGUCUGCAUCAACAACGCUGGCCUGGCGCGGCCAGAACCUCUGCUCUCUGGCAAGACCGAGGGCUGGAGAACCAUGAUAGAUUGUAUUUCUCCAGGUCUGGUUGAGACCGGAUUCGCUUUUAAACUGCACGCUAAUAAUCCGGAACAAGCUGCGGCCACAUAUGAGAGUAUUAGGUGUCUAAAAGCUGAAGAUAUGGCCAACGCUGUCAUAUAUGUUCUCAGCGCCCCACCUCAUGUACAGAUCGGCGAUAUUCAGAUGAGACCCACCGAACAAAUGUCCUAGCCGAGGAGGAAGAGGAUGGGACGGCCUUUUUCCAAACAGGGUUUUCUUCAGAUGACUUUCUAAGGGCUUCAAUGAGGGCGGCCUGACGCGCAGCUCUCCUCAGCUGAGCUGACCUCAGUGGAAACGGACAGGAAAAUCUUCUCACCAUAAUCCCUCCACGUAUCUCUUGGUUCUUUCCACCAUGAUUAAUUUGUAAACAACCGUUCCCAGCAUACUACAUCACCUGGAUUCUGAUUUCGCGGGGAACGGAACCGUCAGCGGAUCCGGACGGCAAACGUUUCACAAGCCGAUUCCUUCAGCUUUCCUUUGUGACUUGCAACCCAUGUACGGUUUUCUGGAAA
Molecule: messenger RNA, 992 nt
Organism: Thamnophis sirtalis
Lineage: Eukaryota; Metazoa; Chordata; Lepidosauria; Squamata; Natricidae
Source: RefSeq, a predicted model, not a curated record